Molecule: messenger RNA, 1739 nt
Organism: Gastrolobium bilobum
Lineage: Eukaryota; Viridiplantae; Streptophyta; Magnoliopsida; Fabales; Fabaceae
Product: arogenate dehydratase 3-like
Exons: 1
Coding region: 182-1483 (433 amino acids)
Biological process (GO): L-phenylalanine biosynthetic process
Cellular component (GO): cytoplasm; chloroplast
Molecular function (GO): arogenate dehydratase activity; prephenate dehydratase activity
Source: RefSeq, a predicted model, not a curated record
UGCCUUAAUAUUUAAAGACCUCAACAACCUCAUUUUCUCUUCAGCUUGAGGUUCCCUUCUUCAAAGAGAACACACAAGCUUCUUCUUCCGAAACAAAUCAAUUUUUUGUUUUUGUUUUUUCCUAAUUUCUCCUUUUAGUUCAAUUCUUUCUUUCUAAUUCCUCUCAAGUCCCCGCAUCAAUAUGCAGACUCUCUCACCGUCCUCUUCCAACACACUAGGGUAUUUACUUCCCCCGCGUCUCUCACGGAAUCGGGUUUCUCCGACCCGAUUUUCCGUCAAAUGCAGUUUCGGGUUUGAACAGGCGAAUUACGGAUUCGGAUUCGGAUCCAGCCGAACUGACUGGCAAAGCUCAUGCGCUAUUUUAGCCAGCAAGGUCGUUUCUCAGGAACAAUUUUCAACUGACCAUAACGGUGGCGCCGCCGCCGAUCACGUUGCAUCCAUCAACGGCCACAAAUCCGCAGUUAGCGACCUCAAGCUCGUUCCAAUCGGAAACCUCGACGGCGCCGGCGAAGGCGAAAAUCUCAAAUUGGUCCAGCCGAAGCCCCUCACCAUCUCAGAUCUCUCGCCGGCUCCGAUGCACGGUGCGCAGCUCCGCGUGGCUUACCAAGGCGUACCUGGCGCGUACUCCGAAGCCGCCGCCGGAAAAGCCUACCCGAAGUGCGAAGCCAUUCCCUGCGACCAAUUCGAGGUGGCGUUUCAAGCGGUGGAGCUCUGGAUAGCCGAUCGUGCUGUUCUCCCGGUGGAAAACUCCCUCGGCGGUUCGAUCCACCGGAACUACGACCUCCUCCUCCGCCACCGCCUCCACAUCGUCGGCGAGGUCCAGUUCCCAGUCCAUCACUGCCUCCUCGCUCUCCCAGGGGUUCGAAAAGAGUUCCUGACCCGCGUGAUUUCUCACCCGCAAGCCCUCUCUCAGUGUGAGCACACGCUCACCAAAUUGGGCCUCAACGUCGCACGUGAAGCUGUGGACGACACCGCCGGUGCCGCGGAAUUCGUAGCCAACAACCGCCUCCGUGAUACGGCGGCGAUUGCGAGUGCACGCGCCGCUGAGCUUUACGGUUUGCAGGUGUUAGCAGAUGGAAUACAGGAUGACCCGAGUAAUGUAACCCGAUUCGUGAUGCUGGCCCGAGAACCCAUCAUUCCCCGAACGGAUCGACCCUUUAAGACAAGUAUUGUUUUUGCGCACGAUAAAGGGACUUCAGUGCUUUUCAAAGUGCUUUCUGCAUUUGCGUUUAGGAACAUAAACUUGACGAAGAUUGAAUCAAGGCCUCAUCGCAACCGUCCAAUUAGGCUCGUUGAUGAUGCCAAUGUGGGAACCGCUAAACACUUUGAGUAUUUGUUUUACGUUGAUUUUGAAGCUUCAAUGGCUGAUGUUAGGGCACAGAACGCGUUGGCAGAGGUUCAGGAAUUCACCUCUUUCUUGAGGGUGUUAGGGAGUUACCCUAUGGACAUGACACCGUGGACUCCGUCUUCCCAAGGAGAUUAGCAAGCAACGCUCUUAUUUCUCUCUUUGAAAAAAAAAUACAAAAAAUACAAAAUGUGUCAUAUCAGUUCUUAAUUUUGUGAAUAAAAGAAAAAAACCCGAUUAUUUUAAUUCUCUUUUACCCCAUGUAUUUUAAUUUGUAUUCUUAUACUUUUUUUUUUUUUUUUUGUUUAUUUAGAUCGUUGGAUUUGAGGGCUUUUGUUUAUUAGGAUUUUCAAAUGAAUCAGAAUUAUUAUAAUAUGUAUGUACAUUUUGGUAG